AUGUCCAAUCAAGACGAGGCAGUCGAAAAUGUCAAAAAGACUACAAUUUCCUACGCACAAGACUGGGGCCGCUCCCCGCUUCCCCCAGUCCUCCUCGCAACCUUCACCACGGCCCUGCACGCCCGUCCCCUCCAACCACUUCCCUUAGCUUUCACACCCGUCUUUCUCUUCAGCACCUAUCUCAAUCUCUCAGGAUACGCCAUUGAUUCUGCCGGGUUAACAGCCGCCUGGUCAGGCCUCUAUCUCAUCUUAGCCAACCGUAGAAAAGCCUCCGGCAAGAACAUGUAUGCAAGAAUUGGGAGUAAGUUUGGUGCACGGGGUAUAGUCCGAGGUGCUGCGAUGGGUGUUGCGGGUAUGAAUUUGAUGGGUGGUGGGAUUACAUAUGCUUUUGGCAAGAGACAGGAUGAGGAUAAAACUCUGUGA
This is a messenger RNA of Sclerotinia sclerotiorum 1980 UF-70, 423 nucleotides long. RefSeq lists its product as hypothetical. NCBI's taxonomy places the organism in Eukaryota, Fungi, Ascomycota, Leotiomycetes, Helotiales, Sclerotiniaceae. The record is from RefSeq and is a predicted model, not a curated record. The transcript is spliced from 2 exons. The coding region runs from base 1 to 423 and encodes 140 amino acids.